AAUUAUGCUCGAUGAAGCUUGGACGGAAUCAUCACCAUCAGGGUAACAUCACGAACCAGCGCAACCACAUGCCAGAAACCGCCGGUCGCAGUCGUCGAGGCACGCCUCGUAUUUGUUUCGGCGUUUCAGUCGGUGGUCGCGUGAUUUCAGUCUGUAGUUCCGUCCUGGCGAAGAUGUCGAUGUGGCAUUGUUUGUUUUUCUUCUUCCUCCGGCAAAACAACUACCUGUCUCAAACACUCGUACACGCAAAGAUCCGCACGCAUCGUGCGCUCUGCCUGAAGCGCGUGGAAAAAAUUGCGCUCGACCGAGAGGCCAGUGAGAAGUAUUUUGAUUUCCUGGUUCGCAACAACAUGUCCGACGCCCGAGCGGACCGCCCGCGCGGUUUAAAGGACUACUUCAAGUACUACAAUACUUCCGAGGUAUCCACAGAAAAAAAACCAUCCCCAUCCAUUUUUCGCAUGACAAGCACAGGAUUUUAUGCGUGUUUUGCAUGACAAACAGGAAGAUGGGUGUUUUUUCCUGGAUGCGAGGACUUGGUAUCGUACACCGCCACGCCGCCGAGUCUUGCGCCCAUGCUGACCUGCGUUGAUUUGGAAGACGCCGUGCUGUUUAACCAGGAAAUGGCAACGGCGUGUUCACCCGCAACCUGUAGCCUGUUCGACGCGGCCUUGAAGUUUGUGCCGCCGAAAAGCCUGCUGCACUCCGCGGACGGAACCGAUUUGACGCAAAGAAAAGUAAUAUCGGAAGCGGACAAGGUGGAGCAACAGGUCUUGGACAACUGUAAGGGGGAGGACACGCGGCAGACUCUACGGAAGACCAGCAGUCCAUACGCGUUCGUGUCCGUCGACGAAAUACUGCGCGGGGGCUUUUGCGGCAAGAACGUAGAUGAUGGCUCAGUCGAGGGAAAGGAAGCAACAACUUCGCCGGACUGGGCCACCAGUAUCGUCACCGCCGUGCUGAAUUUGGGGAGCCGCGAGAACAACAGCGAGGAGGAUUACAAGUCGUUCCACUUGCAUGGCCCCAAAAAGCUGCACACCUACAAGACGAAUGAAGAGCCCUUGCCAUCUACGGCUACAGGACGAGGAACCUCGUCGACGUCGUCUCUCUUAUCGGCAAAAGUCACCGAAAGCGGUGAAAUACAUGUAAAUGCCGCGGGCUCGGAAUCUCGAUUGGGCCAAGGAACAUCCACAAACGAUUUUUUGCAGGUGUUUGCUGAAGAAGCCGAUGAACCAACUGGACACGACGGAGACCAUGAUGCUGACGCGUUCUUUUCUCCUACUGCAUCUUUUUUCUCAACUUCUGCGGAAGUCCUUGACAAGGACGAGGACUACACGCAUGGUUCAUUCUUGGAGCAUCGUAGUUCCAGAAGCGCGGAGCGAAAGCAGGAAACCGAAACCAGCAGAGAAAAAGUAACAAAAUGGUCCAAAAGAAGAGCUUCAUCUACUUCGUCAAGAACAUCGUCAGCGUUCACACAGAAGAUGAAAAAGCACCGCAAGUCGUUCUUCAUGGAUUGGCUUCGUGGUACGAAAAAGCCGCCCCCGCCGCAUUGCGACCUCGAGGGCUUCGUGCAAGCGUUUCGGAGCGCCUUGUGCCAGGACGUCCACAGAGGGCGUGUUGGUCCACCGACGGACGACGCUUCGUUGGUCUCGAUCCUCGAGCACCGGGCGCCGCCCACCAUCCAGCUCGUUCUAAAGACGGACGUUCUGUACUUCCUAGGCGUGGCGGACUUGACACAGGAGAAGCUACAGCACGGAAAGGAGGACGGCUCGCGGAUUUACUACAACCAGCCGCAGCCCGGCCUCGUUUUCAACGAGAUUCAGAAUCCGCACACAGUUUUUCAACACGUCUUCAACCAAUGCCCCGUACGUAGUGGUGGCGCAACAGUGCUGGCGCAUGUCAACCCUGCGACGAAUAAUUAUGCAGGGGCGCCGUCAGUGCUGUCAACCUCAACAUCAACGGUCACCGUUCCCGUGCCUUACCUCCUCUUGGCGCGUUCGCUGUUUCUAAUGGGGAACCCGCGGGGUUCUGUUGGUGAUCUAUGGAGCUCGCUGGUGAACAGCUCCCCUCAUUCGGCGAGAGAGGCAGAGCUGAUGCGAGCGUACGAAACGAAGACAGCGAAUCUCUGGCAAGGAAGAUUUCUGCACGCGGUGGGGCAGCGCGAAGCCAGUGAUGGUUCCCUGUUAUCCACAGUCACCGGGGACUUUCUCAAGAAGGUCGAACAGUAUGUGUGGAAGAAAGAAUUCCUAGACUCGAAGCGAGGGGCAAAAGCAGAAGGAGCUGCUGCACUGAAAACUACAUCUACUCCGCAGGAAGAGGAAGACCACAAGCAGCUACAAGAUUGGGCCCGUUCCCACCCUUUGAGACUGCUGGAGUAUCUGCACUACCGGCGAGUGUACCGAUUCCGCCUUUCGUUCUCGUUUUCCGGCGUCGGUCUCGUUAUGGGCAACAAAAUGGUCUCCGAGAAAGAGUCAGCGACCAUGCGGGAGAUCGAGGUGGAUGGGAUUUACAUUUUUCAUCCCGACGUCCUGCUGGAAGUACUCUCUGACGAGGACGACGGGGACGAAGAAGUUAUCUCAGUCAUCGAGUUUGACCACGGCCACAACCGGCACUUUCGUUCUGCACCCUUUCUGCACAAGGAGUCCCGCAAGAUGCGGCCUUGGACGGGAGAUUGGUCGAGUUGGUCCCAGGAGGUUGGCGAGUUUUCGGCCAGCAUCCACAAAGUCUUCAUGACGCUGCAAUACUGGAUCGAACUUGCCGGCGCCAAGCCCUACAUGCUCGGGCAGUGGAACUGCUUCCAGAUGGCACACUUGCUCGUCUACAUGUUAUUCUUGCCCUUGCACGAAGUCAACACGGAUUUCCACAGUGACUCGGCUUUCCAAGAAAUCCAGCAGCGACUCAUUUCAACACAAGCGGCUCAAAGCGAACAAGGACAGGGGGCAGGAGCAGGAGAAACUGGACAAGCAACAGAGGGUGACGCAAGCGCAACUGAUGUAGUCUCCUCAGCGGAUCAUACCAUUACCAGCGGCGCAGCUGCUCCUGCGGGUGCAGUGGAUUCUUCGAACGAGGGUGGAAAUGAUGCGGAAGGGCAAGAUGUACCGAAAACCGAACUGCUUUCUUCCACCGCGUUCGUGGAAAUGAAGACGAAGACUCGUCCGGGAGCGCGACUCUUCCACGUGCCUCAGCUGCGCAGCUCCGGAAAAAAUGAUCUGGAUACCUGCACUCUAGCCGAUCGCAACCGACUCUGGCGGGCGUUCCUCGGUGAGAUCGGUGAACCGCACGACGAGAGUUCCCUUGGGCGCACUGCAGCCGCAAUGAAAACCAUCUCCGCCUGCGGUCGCAUCGACGAAGGGUCCUCGCAAGGUGAAGACCGCGCCAGUCUGAUGUCAGCCCAAGUGAUUCUUCCUGCAGAAUCACUCACGCUCAAGAGGGAGACCGACGUGGUGGAGAAUUAUCAACUGCAAUUUCCGAAUCACUACGCGUCGGGUCCGUCCUUUGAGGUGGAGUAUCCGUUGCAAAUGUUCGCGAAUAUAUCCACAGAAAAAAACCCAUCCACAUCCAUUAAUCCACUAUUUGUCAUGCAAAAAAUGGAUGUGGAUGGGUUUUUUUCUGUGGAUAGAAUAUGACCAUCGACUACAGCGUGUUUCGCGUUUUUUCGACCGAGGCCCUGCUUCCCGCCGCGUGGAGCGCGAGACUGCAGCUGGUCCAGUUGCCCUUUUUAAGCCGCUUCGAUUCGCUGGGAGACCUGCUCGAGAUGGCUGCCAACCGAAACGGGAAACGAUUCGAACAGUGGAAGCUUUCCGCCUUGAGGUACCUGGCUCCCGCGGUGACGGACAAACUAUCGCAUUGGUUCGGCGAUAAGCACGGGCAUUCUGUGUUCGCCAUCGGGCUCAAUCGGGAACAGGCGAGGAAAGGCAUCACUGAGUACAUGGAGAGCGACACGCUGGCAAGCAUCAUCAAAGAUUUAAAAGCAGAGUAUCAAGACCUGCUCCUCUUUCUUCAAGCUUACAAAACGAAAACAUGA
Messenger RNA from Amoebophrya sp. A120, 4021 nucleotides. The record is from the annotation of a GenBank genome assembly. NCBI's taxonomy places the organism in Eukaryota, Dinophyceae, Syndiniales, Amoebophryaceae.